AUAAUUCCAGUUCCCGAAGUGGCAACAGUUUCGGACGAAGCGGAGAUGUUAUGUGGUCUCGUUUUAAUUCGGUACGAAACGUUCGGGAGAUCAGCUACUAUAUAUCAGCUUUUCAAGAUUGAAAGAAAGAUAUAUGUUAAUCCUUUCCUCGUUCAAUGUCCUUGGCUGAUCUUCUUCGAAGACAGAAGUUGACGGAACGGAGACAACUACAUAUAUGACGUAUCACAUAUUUACUUACUUACUUAUUUACGUAUGCGUUUAGUUUCGUCGAGCGUGAAAUUGAUACGUUUCAAAUAGUAGUCGCUCGUAAUGUUUUUCGAAAGUACAAAGAAGAGCUCGUUCUAUCGCGAAUUAAAAGUGAUAAAUGAAAAUCGCCCAUCGCGAUCUCUCGAUAUAUCAGUGACUAAAUGUCCGUUGCUCUCGAAUCAUCCUUCCGAUGUUUCUAUUUAAGUCGACGCGAAAGUAAAAAGUGAAAGUAAAGAAAAAUUACCUUAUUUCUGAGGAGAGGUGAUAUCACACGCAGGUGAACGUGAGUCUGCAAUAAUGAAUGUCCGGUCUAUUUUUUACCAUAUUUUAUUCUAUGCCGUGAUUUUUGUAUUAAAUGAAUGUGAUGUCGUUUAUGCUGAAAAACUGAAAAUAUGCGUCGUUGAAAGUGUCAAUACCAACAAAACGAUUAACAAAAUCUGUCCGAAUAUGAAAAUUUUUCCAUUUCAAUGUGUCAUUGCGAAAAACAGGUUCGAUUGUUUACGAAAAUUAACGACUGGCGAUGCCGAUAUAACGUUGUUGCAAGCGGAAGAUCUUUUAGCAGCGUCAAUGUAUAACAAGUAUAGUUUUCUAGUCACCCACGAAUUAAGACUCUUCUCUGAGGCUAAACAACAAUUCGAAAUGGUAGCUUUAGUACGACGAAAUAUUAAUAACAUGUGGGAUACCAAAGAGAAAAGAUUUUGUCACCCUGGAUUUGAAACUACUGAUACUUAUACCAAAGCUCUUUCGAUGUAUUUCGAAAAUUGGAUUAUACCUAAAGAAUGCGAUCCAGAAAAAACAUUGUUAGAAAAUAGAGUAGCACGAUUGUCUGAUUAUUUCGAAGCGGCUUGCAUCGCUGGUCCAUGGAUCGCUGACGCAACGUUCGACACAAAACUAAAAUCAAAGUACAAAAAUCUUUGUUCACUUUGCGACAAUUCAGCUAGUUGUUAUACCGGUGACAAGUAUUAUGGACGAGACGGUGCUAUAUUAUGUUUAACUGAUAAUGUUGGUGACAUUGCAUGGGUUAGAUUAGACGAUGUUCUUCAAUAUUUCAAGAAUGUCGAAGCUAACAAGGAAGAUUAUGCAUAUCUCUGUCCCGAUGGUAUGACGAGAUCAGCAAAAACUGACAAUCCAUGUAUUUGGCUGAGACAACCUUGGCCAGUUAUCGUCGCUAGAAAUAAAGUAGCAGAGAUGGCCGUUGAUAUGAUCGAUUUAACAAUCAAUUCGAAGAAUGUAUGGAAGAAUACACUUCAAGAUCUUUUAGCGCCUUAUCAUUCGACGUUUGUUAAAACGGAAUCUUUGGAAUCACCGACAGAUUAUUUGCGACGAUAUCCUGGUUUCUUGAGUGCCAACGAUCGUGCGACAUGUCAACCUUCCAGACGUGUACGUUGGUGCGUUUCCUCAGAUAUAGAAGAUCAGAAGUGUCGAUGGCUAAGAGAAGCGUCCUUCGUAUACGGUAUCGAACCUGCUAUAUCGUGCAUUCAGGAAUCUAACAGAAUUUCUUGUCUCGAAGCAAUAAGAGAUCAACGUGCUGAUAUAUUUGUGAGCAGACCCGAGGAACGUCUCGAAGUUAGCAAAAAGCGAUUGAAACCUAUAUUGCAAGUAACAUCCAAUAAAAAAAACGAUUUCAACAGAAUCGUCGCAAUCGUUAAAAGUAAUUCCGUAUUCAAAAGUUUUAAGGAUUUGAAAGGAGCUAAAGCCUGUUUUACGGGAUAUGAAAGUAUAGGUUGGAACUCAUUCGUAACAAUUAUGAAAAAUAUAUCGAAAGACAAUUGGGGUUGUUCGAGUGUUAAAGCUGUUGGAAAUUUUUUGGGAGACAGUUGUGUACCAGGAAUAUUAUCUGUUAAGAAUAUAGAUGCUCCACGGAAUUUGUAUUCCUUGUGUACAACAGAUAUGAAUGUUGAUGACGAUAUUAAUACAUUGUCUUGCCUAACAUCUGGUCGUGCCGAUGUGGUUUUCGUCAAUUUAAAAAAUGUACGAAAAGAAAUCAAUAUAUCAAAUACAGAAUCAUCAAAUUUAACAAACGGAAAGUAUAGAAUUUUGUGUGCAAAAGAAACAGAAAAGGGAAAAGAAGAAGAAAUGUGUUCCUUAACAUGGACUACGCUUGGCGCGGUAGUAGCGCAUGAAAAUAUUACCGAUUUGAGAUACAAUGAAAUUUAUUCGAUGUUGCUUAGUAUGGAUCAAUUAUUUGGAACAAAUACCAAGGGAUAUACUAGUGCUUUCUCUUUGUACGGGACAUACGAUGAUCAUCAAAACGUUAUUUUUCCAGAAGAAUCACAACAUCUACAACUUGAAGUUAGCAAGUUACAACAAAUUCGAAAUUACGACGACAUUGUAAAAGAAAUAAUGAUACAACCAACUUGCAACAGUGCACAGAAUUGGAGUUCAUGUUUCGACAAAAUUAAUUUAUUAGGAUUAUUAAUUUUAAUUGCACUUUUUACUAUAAAUUGAUUAUAAAAUGUAAAUGAAUAUCACAAUGUUUUCUAUUCCCCGUGAAAUUAACUUUAUAAAUAUAAAUACUAUAUACACACAGAUAUAUAUGACUAUAUUAACAAAAUAGAUAGAAUAGCAUGUAUAUAUUUUUGUUUUAUUUACAAUUUAUAUAAAAUUUCUUAUAGU
Molecule: messenger RNA, 2862 nt
Organism: Vespula vulgaris
Lineage: Eukaryota; Metazoa; Arthropoda; Insecta; Hymenoptera; Vespidae
Gene: Tsf3
Product: transferrin
Exons: 15
Coding region: 544-2694 (716 amino acids)
Biological process (GO): iron ion transport
Cellular component (GO): recycling endosome; early endosome; plasma membrane
Source: RefSeq, a predicted model, not a curated record